CAUUAUUGACAAUUGAAUUUUUCGACUCGAGUGGUGUGGUGUUAUUGAGAAGUUAUUCGGCAAUAUUUAUUUAUUUGCAAGAUAAAUCUUCCCAUAAUUAUUACCAACAAGGAUGUUUUAACCUCUAGCGUUAAGCGCGUGCUACAGAAAUGGAACUAACGAUUUCAAAGAUGCGGCAUCACCGCGUGAUGUUGUGCGUGCUGACGGCCUUCAACGCCAGCUCGCUCGCCGCCGCCAUCAACCUGGUCGUCGUGCUCGACCCAGAGGACAGAAUCUCAAAGACGCGCGGAGCAGCCCUCACGGCGCUAGGGCUGGUGUACUUCGUGACGCUAUUCGAGCUGUUCAACGUGGCAGCCCUACUGACGGGCGCGGGCGCGCGCUUCCGCCACAAAUACCGGCUCAGCAUCGGAGAAGUGCUGGACAUCAGCAACAAGCUGGUGUCCGCAGUGCAGGCCGCCUUCUCAUGCGUUACUGGUGCGGUAGUGUGCGCGUGGUCGUGCACGCGCGACCUUAUGAAGUCUUCCCACUUCAUGUCGGAGGCCUAUGCGUGGUUUGGUGCUGCUUACUUCUUCUAUGACAUCUGGUCCAUGUACAUGGUACACGUGCAUAUGACAACAAACCUGGAAUACUUCAAGACAAAGCUACGGCGCGCCUCCAAGCCUGACGCCGCGCUGUCGUCGGGCGACGGAGCCGCGUCCGCCAAGAAGCCGUCCUUCCUGGCGUACUGUCGCCACGAGCCCGUCAUACUGAUGCACCAUCUGUUCAUCGGUGGCUUCGGCUUCCUCGUCAUUGUCUAUUUCCGCGGAGGCCUAGGGGACUGCGUGUUCGGCUUCGUGUACCUGAUGGAGCUGUCGACGCCCUUCGUGUCGCUGCGCGGCGUGCUGUCCCGGCUGCGGCUGAAGAACUCCCGCGCCUACUUGCUGAACGGCCUGGCGAUGCUGCUGGCCUUCCUAGUGUGCCGAGUCCUAUCUUUGCCCUACGUCUGUCUGCUAUACAGCCGCGUGGUGGGCUUGCCCUAUCUGGAGGCCAUCAAAUCCCUACCGACCGGUUGCAAGAUAUCCAUCUGCAUCCUGCUAAUACCGCAGCUGUACUGGUUCUACCUCAUGUCAGUCGGCGCCGUCAAGGUGUUCGUGGGCAAAGCCUCGCGCGGCAAGGGCGAGGCGGCCGCGGCCUCGCGAGGCAAAGCCGAGGCCGAGGCGCUCUGUGCGGGCGACGCGCACAAGCGCAGUUGAUGCAGACGCCGGCGGCACGGGCGCAGGUCGUAGUUACACUCAUAGGCGCGACGCACACCUGUAGAGAGAAGUGAAACCGAGGUCUCUCAUGAUGACAACUUAAACUCAACUUUAUUUACUUACUUGCACGACAACGAAAAUUAAGUUAAAUUAUUUAAGAAAAAACUUUUAAGGCGCGUUUGGUGAUUUUGGAAUGGAAAAAUUUUAAGGUUGCGUCACCGACAUGCGAAAUUGUGAAACGAUCUAUUUUUAACAACAAUUUUUUUUUUUAAUUUCAAUGCAUGUUAAUCGUGCUCAGAGUGCAUAUAGAUAAAAAACUAAACUAAUAUUAAUAGUUUUAAUUACAAAGUUAAUACAUAAGUAAAAUAUUAGUACAUAAUCAAAUCUUAUAAAUUAAAUAGCGAAUGGCGUGUUUUUCAGUAUCUGCAGAGUUUUGCUUUCAUUGUACUGAUUUCAACCGUAUGUCAAAGCGUAUAAAGCUGAGUUUAAGUUAUCAAAAAGACGACUCCGCUUCACUCUGUCGGUAUGCGUCAGCCCUAACGUCGCUAGAGUUAUUCUAUAAUGAUUUAUUUCAUCACAGAAUUCAGGAAGAAGGGGUAAUGGGUCGUAACCUUGGUUCUAAAUCGGCUGUUCAUAUGCAAGACACCCUGCGGGUAAAGAUGGUAUUAUUUUUACAUCUGUUGAUUUACUUAAUCCUAUCUGUAAUCUGUCGAUGGGUCACUUAGUAAAAUAAUAAAAAAUUCAAAAAGUGCAUAGUCUUGUACGAUAUACGGAACCCUUUGUUUGCAAGUUCGACUCGCACUUGACCAUUUUUAUUUCAAAAAUUACGUCGCUAAGUAACUAACCGACAGAUUAUUGAUUAAUUGAUUGUUUUAAUUUCGGCCGUAAAUGUAGUGCUAUUCUUUUCCCCACGGAGCAAUAUGAAAGAGAUAGCAAAUGUUUAAACCAAUCAUUUUAGUGUAGAGAUUGUGCACAACAAAGUUAGCUAUAACGCUAAGACUUUUUACGUAAAAGUUCCAAAGUUAUGAUCAAUUCAAUUUAUUUCCACAAAAGUGAGCUUACAGCUUGAAAACUCAUUUGUAUACUUAUCCAUGGAAAGAAUAUAGCAUAGCCCUCUUUCUGUUACGUAAUCCAUUCGAUUCAAAUGACAGAGAUAAAAGUCUCAGUGGGCGUUAACCAUUUAGAGGCACCAUGCAAUUACAAACGAAAUUAUGUUUUCAAGUAAAGUUUCGAAUGUUUUUUAAAAACAUGUUUGUGAUUGGUUGGUGUCUCAGAAUGGUUAACGCCCACUGAGAUUUUUGUCUCUGUCAUUUGUAUGGGAUUACGUAUCAGAGAGAGCGUUAUACUUGGUACUAACUUCUUUGCGUGGAUAAAGUAUAGACAAAAAUGUGAUUUUUUAGUUCAUGUACAAAGGAGCGCUUAGACAUUGUGUUACCACAAGUAAAGUUCACGUGCGCUCGGAAUUGUAAGAAGUAUAGCUUUUAACGGAUUCAAAAUGGCUGUUAAAUAUUGUUUGACUGUUAUUAUUUAAUGUUUAGUUUGUAUCGUGAGGUUGAAUCUGAUGUACGUAUAUUCCUCCUUAUUAAUCGUUGAACGACCGAAUACUUUAUAAAAGACUAGAUAAUGAACGCGACUUAGUCCGCGAGGAUUUAGGUUUUUAAAAAUAUAUGUGUAGGUAUGUUUGACAGGUCGACGCAUCACUUAUGUGUUAAAUCUAUAACUUUUUUUUUUUUGUUGUGUUCGCAAAAACUUGUGUUGAUUGCAAAAACUGGGGUAAAUUCAUACACGUACAAGUACUACCACUUUUAUAAGUUACGCCGCAGUACAUCUGCGCAGAAAUCUUACUUUUGAAUGGCGCGAAAACAUCUCAGCCAAUCAUAGCGUGCGUCCAUCCGCUAUUGGUUGUUGCUUACGCGCGAUUAUGAGCGAGAUAGCAUGAGCCUCUAUUGUUCUUGUGUUUACAAUCUUAGCGUCAAGCAAUAAGGUCUGUAUUUCAUUGGUAUACAUACGGUUUUAGUUGGCGUUAAAUUGAGCUUUUCUUGGCAAAGGAAUUUAAUUGAUGCUGUUCAUAUAAAAGUGUAGUACUGUAAUCAUUGCUGAAGGCUGCGAACUGUUGAACAAAUGGUCUUCAACAAGCUAUGUGACAAUGCGUUCGUAAUUCAAGACGCAAAUUUAUUUAUUUGAUCGCUGGUACUCAAGAACUAAAGCUCAAUUUAAACUUGAGACUACUACUUGAAACUAUAUUAUGCUCGAUACCAAAGAGGAUCCGGAUUGACUUGAAACAUUUGCACAAUAACUGUUUAUGUUAUGUUUUCUUGAUACAACCAUACUUAAUCGCAGAAAUUACAGAUAAACGCACAAAGACAAAAAAAAUGCCUAGUAAAAAAUGAUACUUAUAUGUAUAUAUUUACUUAUACUGGGUGUAACCAGAACGCUAGUAAAAAGGAAGACAGGUGAUACUGAUGAUUACUCAUAAGAUACCACAAAAAAAAACGCAAAA
Molecule: messenger RNA, 3732 nt
Organism: Maniola jurtina (meadow brown)
Lineage: Eukaryota; Metazoa; Arthropoda; Insecta; Lepidoptera; Nymphalidae
Product: ceramide synthase
Exons: 7
Coding region: 150-1232 (360 amino acids)
Biological process (GO): lipid homeostasis
Cellular component (GO): endoplasmic reticulum; membrane
Source: RefSeq, a predicted model, not a curated record